CAAUUCUAUUUCUGUUGCCCCGAUAUACGAUCAUGAUCGAUUAUAUAAUCGAGACAAGACCUCCUUGAUGAGACCUUCAUGAAUCCAACCGCUCCUCUCCCCCAACUUCAGUCUGCUUCUAGUCGACCACGGUGCCAUGAAAACCUACAACCCAUCUGGCAUCACGCUAGAUUUCGAGCCGUCUCACGUUCAUUUCAUAGAACCCCUAAAAAGCUCAGAGACUUCGGAGAUCUUUCACAUAUCCUACGAUGGGCAGUCUUACUUCUUGAAAGUGUUCCACAUGGACGAUGACCCCGGUUUCUCACCCGAUGGACGAGAUCUGUCCCGCUACCGUUGCGAGUCGCAAGCCUACCUCGCUCUAAGUCGUCACGGCACUUGCGACAUGGGCAUCGUACCUCAAUUCUAUGGCGUGCUUGAGAACCUAGACCCUAGUGUCUUCGAGCCAAACCUGGAAGCUUUCAACGAGGACAAAGUGCACCCGUGCGCCAUUAUUCUAGAAUAUUUACACGACGCGUCGGUCUUCACUUCCGAACCCCGUUCUGUGGAGCUUCGCCAGUAUGCAAAAGAUGCUUUGAAUCAGAUCCAUCAAGCAGGAGUCAUUCAUAAUGACCCUCAUCCCACUAGGAAUCUCGUGGUUGCCUCGGGAGGCCGUGUUGUCUGGGUCGAUUUUGAUACUUCAAUCGUGUUUUCUGGGGCGAGGCGGGGCGAGUUGGAUUUUAAUGAGGAAGCAUGUGAUGAGUUGAAGUACUUUGAGAGUUGUGCUCGUAGAUUUCCUGUCAAGGGUACACCCUUGCAGGGAAACAAGAUGCCCAUGCCCCAAUCGCAUUUAUCAUCCUCGACUGUGGCCUUGAUAGGGGAGUAG
Molecule: messenger RNA, 862 nt
Organism: Aspergillus sclerotioniger CBS 115572
Lineage: Eukaryota; Fungi; Ascomycota; Eurotiomycetes; Eurotiales; Aspergillaceae
Exons: 3
Coding region: 137-862 (241 amino acids)
Source: RefSeq, a predicted model, not a curated record